AUGCUGUUGCUCGAGUUCGGAGAGAGGAGGGGAGAACGAAACACCACAAUUCCAGUCAGCGCCACGGAUAAGGUGGGUCCCGGCGAAGGUAAUUACAUGCAGGUGGCUGGCUUGGUGCCUUUGAACCAUGGCAACUGUGGGACCUGUAUGAAGUUCUUUUGUGCACAUAUGACCGGUCCGCGUAGCCUGAUUGCAGCCGCCUCUACCGUAGCUAGCAAACGCUUCUUGACUAGGUUUGGAUAGUUUAAUGGGACUUUGUAAAGCAUUCUGAAGGCCACGCUGGCGUCUACACGGUGGUCUGUGACUACCAUGUGCGCGAGGAUCGAGCUGUUGAUGUUCUUUGUUUGACCCUUUCCUAACCACGCUGAGAGGUGUUUUUUUAUUCUUUUAGAUAAACUCCGGCUCGUGCAACCAAUAUAUUCUGCCCAAAAUGAGCAGGUGAAUGAGUAAAUACACAAUGAGGUGGUCCGAGCUGCGAGUUUGUCCUUGCCCUCUCCGUAUUGGAUGGGGCUAGUGGAGAACACUACAUGGGUGCCAGCUGCUAAAAAGGUUUGUGAUAGAGCUUGAGUUAAGCGUCUUCUUAAAUGUUUACUUGGUGUCCCCCCUUGAAAUGGGGGGGAAGAUACUUUUCUUUCCUGCCGUCAGUAUUGGGGGCUUUUAUGGUCUUUCGGCCAUAUUAUUAGCAAUGAAUCGAUCAGGAUACCCGUUUUGGCGAAAACGACUUUCAAGAAUUAUAAGCUCUUUCUCAACGCUACCAGCUGAGCACAUUCCUCUCAUUCUUUUUGUCAAACAGCAGAGCAAAUUAGGUUUAACGUUUACCGGUAUGAAACUCCCAAACUGGGUGUAUUGUCCGGAUCACGUUUUCGUACUAUAGACGCUACGUCGAAUGCUGCCGUCGGGUAUUCUACUCCAAAGCACAUCUAGAAAGGGAAGUGAACCGGGCUGCUUUUCUUCCAGAGAAAAUUUCAUUGAUGGGUGCGUCUGAUUCAUGUCAUCCAGUACGAUUAAGAGUUCGCUUUGUUUCGGUGCAAUUGCGAAUAUAUCAUGCACGCACCGCCCAUAGUAUCUUAAACCGUUGAUCUGGUGACGUCGAUGGGAAGCUUCUAACUCUCCUAUGAAUAUAUUCGCCAAAAGCGGGCCAAGAGGCGAGCCUAUUGCUACUUCAUUCAUCUGGCUAUAGAGAUUGUUGUCAAAUAGGAACUGCACGUUCGAGGUACACCUCAAUAACAAUUCCUUGAGGGCAUUCAUUGUCAUUCCUAUAUCCUGUUGAUUGUCGACAGUAAAGUCACAAAGGUAAUUGACCGUUUCCGUUACCGAUACGUUCGUAAAAAGGGAUGAGAAAUCUAACGAAAACAUGACCAUUUUGUUCAAAUUGAGGUCUCUCAUGGUGUUACUGAAUUCAAAGGUAUCUCGAUAGCUAUGUGGCGCUGGUUGAUAUCGCAGAAGCUUAAGUUUCUUCGCCAACCAUUUCGCUAUUGCAUGGUACGGCGAGUUCCUCAUAUCGAGAAUUGGACGAACAGGUGCGCCAUCUUUGUGGAUCUUCGGCAAACCGUAUAAUCGAGGUAUAUGUGUACUGACGGGUCGGACAUGCUCUACAUCGUGUUCUCUUAUGCUGUAACAAUCGGGAGAUGGCACCCAAAAUUCCGCCUAACCAAAGCAGCCUGUCUUACGGGACAGGUGGUAAUAGGUGUUCUGUGGGUUGCGGCUGGUCGGGAUGUACGAUACUAGCCGACAGAAAGCCUUAUUUGAACAGAUGAAUGAUCGAAGUUGACCUGUGCUCCGUUCCGUUAUUACAAAAUGGCUGCCGUCUCCCGAUCGUUACCCAUCUUUGUUCUGCCGGAGCUGCUUUAACUUCUCAAUGUGUGACUUCGUCAGCAGGUCCCGAUAUUUCUGACGACUGUUUAGGUAUUGAUAAGAACAAGUGACUACCGUAGACUUAAGAUGUUGUACGCUCUCUGUCGAAACUGGCUGAAGGUCAUGUGGUUGAUUGAAGAGGUUCUCGAAUUGUGGCUCUAACUCUAGCUGGUUGGGUUUCUGGCGAGGACAGCAAAAGUAAGGACCCAACGAUAAGGCUUCAAUCGAUGUUUUAUCGAGAGAUAAGGACGAAUAAUUGUGUACGUACCGACUGGGAUCUUCAGGAAUCUUAGAUUGUGGUUCGGCCUCACAAAUACUCCGCAGAAGGGAAGCCCUCUUGAUUUCUCCACGUUUGUUUGGAAUGGAUUGCACACUCUAAAAGCUUAACUGUUACCAUCCGCCAGAGUGGGCAUAUCCCAUCGACCCCAGGUACCAAUCCAACUCCAUUCGAUACAAUUUUAAAACGCGUUGUCAUCCAUUGAAACUUCAGCUGAUGUCAAUCGAAUUGGUUGCCAUAACAGGGACUGCAUUUAGGUUACAGAUGCCAGACUGAAACUGUUGACCCGCCUACAAGAGCACAACUCGGAAACUCGGAAGCAUGACGCAAACUCUCAAAUCGUAACGCACGUUAUACAGACUGGUCAUCCCUUUUACCUGUGAGGUGCUACCACAAUAAGUUCGAAGAAAUCCAAGGCAUAAUGGCUGACAUUUGAGGCGUGGUACUGAGACGUAAACUCCAUCAAUUGGCGUCUGAACCUUCUUGCAGCUAAUAAAGUCCUGUGUCAUUGCGCUUACAAAAUUCAAGAAAAGAUGAGUGUACAGAACUUAGGAAUGCCGCGCGUAAACAGCGCGACGAAGAGCCGACUCGAGGAAACCGGAAAAGAGCCGCCUCAAGAUCGACCAACUCCGGCAGAAACUCAACCACCGAGUCCUCCGAUGAGGUGGUGACUCACAACACACACACAGGUGAAACGCCCGUUAAACAUCAACCCAGCUGGUGAGGCUGCAAGAUUUCUAUUUUUUAUUCUGUUUACCCAAGUGCAUUUACGCCUUGACGUUGAUGAAUUGACGGACCUCUCUGAAACUUCGGCGUUCUGCUUGAACUGGUUCAGUUAACCUUUUUUAUUAGAUUAUCCCCCAGGAUCUUUCGACUAUGCCAACCUAAACGAAGAUGAAAUUAUGGUUAUGCUAACCUUUCCUUAUCACAUUAGUCGACGCCUACCUCCAAAAAUCCUUUUACUCCACCUCAGCAAAAAGAACUCGUUAGAAAUAUCAUAAGAAGGAGCAGUCCAUAUGCAACCUUAGUCAAGGCGUGCGUGGAAAUUAGCCAGUGCUACUUGCGAACUAGUUAACUGCUAACGCUUUAGAUAAUGCUUUUAUAAAACACCGAACUUUGAGGAUGAAUGUCCUAGCAAAAAUUAUAAAUUAGGUAAACAUAAUGUAAUGCAAAGGUUUUUUCGAUGAUUUUUAGUAACUGUUUUUGGUAUUGAUGCACUGCCAAAAAUAAGGUAAACACUACGAACUGGUAAAGACAAAAUGCCAAUUUCUUGUUGAAUCUGCCCAAACCUCCUACUGUGUACACUUACGUAGUCAGCUUUAUGGAUGGGAAGGAAAAGGAUAAUGGACAUAAAAGACCGUCAUGAAAUUUUCAUAAACCUUUGCCCUAAGCUGCAUAUGUCAAAAUGCAGGUGCUAAGUUCAUAAUGCAUUCGAUCAUUAUUAAAGGGCUUACUUACCGAUCUGACAUAUCUUAGGCACCAGCUUCGGAUAAGAAAGCUUAGGAAUAUAGCAGGUGAGCUGUAACCGACGACGUCGUCGUGGAGAAGACUUGAAUAAAACAAGCAGACGUGUGUUUCUGUUAUUGCGUGACAAAAGUACGGGGCUUCUUUUGCCGUUUGUCCCCUGGCCUUUUCUAUGCAUAUUUAACUUCAGGUUGUUUUGUUCUGCCUCGUUAAUGUCUCUGGAGGUUUGAGUUAUUUCGUAAGAACAUUUUUUUCUCUGACAUGAGGAGGUUGCUCAGAAUGUUUUGAUUGAAGUCCUUUAAUCGCGGCGGAAUAUCCGCGCCAUAUUCAUAAAUUCUCAACCGCACGAGUUGUAAAAAUUAAGUGCUCCAUGAAGAUCUAAGUAACCUGAUCCGAAGCUAGGACAACCAUGUUGUCGUCUUGUCGUGCUCCAAAUUAAUCAUUUUUGUCUGAGUUAUAUGAAAUUGAACUUGAAUGAUCUUAUGAAAAAAAGAGAGUUCUGACAGUCAUCUGGUCACAGUUUAUAACGCAAUGGCCCCCAACACUCACGGCAUCAGUAACGGUCAGCCCGACGCGGAACUGUAGAUCUCAGAAUAAACGUUUAAAAUAAUAAAUGCUUGCAAGCCAAGUGCGUAAUUUACAUUUACCCUACAAGCUGCUCAUUACAGUAGCAUGUUCUUAGCGCAACUUCCAGUAACAUGGGUCUUCCCGAUAUUGGUCGGUUAUGUGUUUUCUUUGGCUAGCCAGGCUAGGAUAUUGUGACAUGAAGAUAGCGCAAAUAUUACUUACAAUCGAACAGUCUGAAAAUUAACCCAAAAUAUCAAGCGAAAUAACAAGCGAAGCUGAUUGCAUGCCUUAACGAUAUUCACUGAGCUGGCAAUCAUUGACAACCAUCUAACUGGCUGGUCAGUGUGUAACGUAAAAUUGCCGGUUUGGUGGGUCUACCAAUUCCCUUACUGGCUUAUUUACUAUGCGUCUCAACACGCGUACUGCCAUUUACUUUGUGAAGAGAAACCUAAUCGGGAAGGCAUCUGCUGCCGGCGUGGUCGAAAUGUCUUCUGAUGAAUCACCGUUUAUUUUUACAAGACCUUUACUCAGAUGCCGGCUGGUUUGCGACUCAAACUGGCCAAUCAAGUAUCCAUUGGCCUCUUAUUGGCUUUUAACUUUGAGCGUCCCUUUGCUUAACGGCAUUAAUUUUUUCACUCGUAUAUCCAAUUUUUCUAAGAACCAAAGAGAGCGCUACACUGCAAAAUCAAUGCGGUAAGUACAUUCAUUUACAAACACUGGAUGUAUUAUAGCUCUAGACUUACAUAUAAUAACAGAAAGAUAAUUUUUUGACUUUCUUUGCAUUUUACUCUGGAAAUGCACUUAAAAGCGACUUGAUGUACACAUCGAAUACAUUUUUACUCGUAUUUCUAAUAAGGUAAACGUUCAUCUUGCAAAUGCCUGUAGAUCUUAGAUACUGUCUAGCCGGGCGUUUGCUGCGCAGUCACGAUUUACUCCGAUUUGAUAGUCAGAAAUGCAGCUGGUUGACGAUAAACGUUUAAUUUUAUAUUUUUUGGGAAGGCAUGGUUUAUUAUUUAAAAUCAGAGCCAUUUUGUUGCACUAUAAGGAAAAAAGUGCGAGUUUUCCAUUCGGUAGUUUAAACGCACAUAGACAAGUGAAAGAAGAGAUAGCUUACUUUAGCUGCGUCAGUCUUGACAAAAUAUCACAUUUUAUCCUUUUAUCUAUCAUUACACAACGUCGAAGGUCCUAUUUUGAUAGACAGUACACGCGCUUAGUAUCGCAUUGUCAAUCGGACGCUGUAAUGGUUGAUUUUAUGAGGGAAGAGCCUUUUUGCUGUGCGUACUUUUCCACGUAAUGCGUGCAGGCUUUUGUAAAACUUUGUUCGCUUGCACAUUCCUUUGAAAAGCGACGUCGAUUUAGUUCACUCUAGAUCACUGUUUUUACGCAAAAUUGAUAAGGCGUUUAACUUAGAGUGUCCACGGCUUUUUGUAGUUAAAACCUUCAGAUUAGGAGGUCAGAAGCCACUAGGAUUUUCGGCAUUGACAGAAAAUUUUAAAAUCCCCUCAAAGAUAAAAAGCAGCCUUGGAGUUGAAUUAUCGGAAGGUCAAAUUUGGCAAUUAAGAUCUGUUGCAUUUCCCUGGCAUUGCAAACUUUUAGCCUGGAGAACAUGAUUUAAAGGAUCAACCCGUUUGUCCUCCAAAAUUACACUGGAUAGUUAACAGCAAAGGGGAAAUGAUUUUGUUUAUCUAAUGCUCCAUCUUAAACAACAAGAAGCAUAAAGCAAAAUACGCUAUUCGUUUUUUUCUUUUUGUGCCAUCUGCUUGGAAUAAAGGGUAAUUUGGUGCUCGAUUAAGAUGUUUGAAAUUACUUAUUUUUGGCAAUUAUCGUGGCACGAGAAACUGUGGUGCUAUAAAAGUGUACACAGUUUGGUCAAGGAGAGUGCCUUCUCCAAAGGGUUCACAUCGUAGCAACCGAGUUAGUUUCCAACGUCUUAUGCAUUUCAAUACCAGUUAAUACAAAAACAAAGUAAAUUAGAUGGUCAUGAGCCGUACAUGAGCUUUUAAUGAUUUGUGGUAUUUUUGAGGAACAUGUCAAAAUAAUUAUUUUCAAAAUCCCCUAACACUCCGCAACCUUUAGUAUCAUCGUAAAAGCAGUUCACUGAUAAGUUAUCAGACUACGCUCGCCACAAUUUUUUCCUUCCACGAACACUGUAAUGGUUAUUUCGAUCUAUCUCUUGCUUGUACGUUCCCCUUUUGCAUUGCAAUGUCUAGGUUGUGUACGAUUGCAACACUGCAAAGCUUGUUUCUUUACAAAAUCAGAUUGGUCAAGCGUCACAUCCGCAACAAGGAACUGGCAUAAGCUGUGACUUGCUGUGUCCAUUUUGAACUAGGUUUAAAUUGCGUUAUACAAACUACAGUGGGGUGAAUGGCAAAGCAAUGUAAUCAGCUUGAGGUGUGCAAAUGAUGAUAUGAUGUUGGCGAAAGACACACCCAUUUUUAAUAUUAUUUUCGAAUAUUUUACUGUUGCCAUGUCCGUAAGCGAUCCUUAAUCUUGAUUAGGGGAACCCAGAUAAAAAUGCCCAAUAUCAUCCGCCCGAAACCACACUGGGUUUGUAUACACUGUGUGUUAAACUUUCUACUUACAAAUAAGGUAUGCUUUGGAAUGCCACACUUCUCCUGAACAGGAGUUCCACCUAGGGUCCCAAUAGCAAUAAUAAUGUUUCCGGUAGGGCAUUAAAGCAAGUAUCACCGUUAUGUGAGUGGCUUUGCGCUAUAUUCAGGUAAUUUGUUGGGAUGUUUAUUAGGUUAGGGUUAACGGUUUUGAACGGAAACAGAUAUCACUGGAAUUAAGAACGGAUGCAUCGAUUAUUUACAGGGGAAACCAAAUAUCCUUAGCAUGACCUAUGUCUAAAUCAAGAAAAGUAUAAGCAGCAUGUGAAUUAGAUGUAUUCUUGAAACUGUGUUUUGGACAUUUGUGUUUCCUGUAGAUAUUGGACUAUGUACGGGCUCGAUCAGUUUUACUUCAAAAGUGACUGAUAACCACAUAGAAUGCACAGGAUUAGUUACUGUUUUUUAAACGUCAUCAUGUUGUCUAAAUAAUAAAAAAUCCUAAAAAAAACAAAGUGUCAAAACAUACGUGCGUCAGGUAGUUCUGUACGGCUUCUUAGUUUGAUAACUUAGAAUUACGUAGGCCAACUAAAAAGCAGGAGUUUUAAUUAGCUCAGAAUACUUGAUUUAAUUAAUCGUAUGAUAUAACGAUUCUAAAACCAGUUCUCACUGCAAUCGCAUUUAAAAAGUCCAUCGGCUUUGCUGUUUCAUAAGUUGAACAGGAAUAACCUGUGCAGCUCGCAAAGACUUUUAGUUAACUGCAUGGCUCAUCACAUCGCCAAAAUAUACGAAUGUAAUAUUACAGCUUUGACAUUUCUCCUAACAUCAGUCAAAAGAGUCUUCAACUCACCUACAGGAAGAUGAUUGCUUUAAGUCCAAAAUCGGAAUAAUUAUUCAUGAAGAGUAAAAUAAUGGUUGCAGAGAAGAGAAAAUGCUGCAAUCAAGCGGUAAAUGUUGCCAUUCGCAGAAUUCAACAGGAGUAAAAUUUGUUUCGAAAUGCAAGGGAACCUUAAACUGAUGUAGACGUUGAUGUCAUUGGCUUAGUGCAAGUGCCGCAUACGACGGGAUGUUUGUUGCAUAUGCACAGCAUGCGUCAGCAGUAUAACACACUAAUGCGUGUUAUUUGUAAAUUAGCAGAAAGUUUUGGGAUUUUACGCUAAAUUAAGUCACAGUUAAAGAAAUCUGAAAUCACCAUUGUGUGGCUGACGUUUUAUUGCCAUAUAAUCAACUUCAACCAUAAGAAGGAUGGGUAGUAAAUAAUAUUUGCUUAGAAAGGACCGAAAGCAAGCUUAUCGGAAAUGAAUUUUACCUAUCAGUUCCAACUAAAUGCAGACAGGGUCUCUGAAAUUUCAACACGCUUUACUUCAUCACUGGCAUGGAACACGUUGACGUAAUGCAUAAAAAGACCGAAAUGUAACAGCGAGUUUUGCAAGGUGGCGAUGAUUCGUUUUGCUUGACAUCCAUUAAACAAACACCUAAAACAUCCGUAAAAAUCAAAGUAAAAUUGAAAAUGGCGCCUUUAUUUGGUGGUAACAAUUAGUUUUUUUAUCCUCAAAUAAGUUUUAAUAGCGUUUUCAGCAAGGAGGUACUCAAUGCAAACGGCAAAUAUACGCGCAUCAUUAAAUCUGGGGAAUUUUUAUCGGUUUUUCGUAAAAAAGAGGAGGCUCCUCUGACGCAUUGUUUUUUGCAAACCUACACAAGAAAACGCACAAGAUUUGGGAAAUUUGAUUUCCUUGAGUGUUUUUGGCGAGAAUGCUGAAUUUUUCAAAUAAUUAACUAAUUGCAAAACGUGGCUAUCUACCACAGAGUAUGCCGCCAUUCCGAAGGCAAAGUCACAGUCCUCCAGACCUCCUACCUAAGUCAAACGAUCCCCCACACCUAUUGCAUCCUCCAUCAAACGCCACCUACGUGGCUCCGUCCGAUGGGGAAAACAGUAAUGGGAUUCAGGGCGUCUUCAUAAGGCCGCAGACAAAACGACAACCAGUGAUUCUGGAACGCCCACAAGUGAUGGAAACCUCGGCUGAAAAGCACCCUUUCUUCGUGGGUCUGACCGCAUCCACGCACACCCCAGCUACAUAUAAAAGUGAGUUUCUUUAAUAUACCGGCCUAUUCGCUUGUUGACGGAGAUUACGUUACUGACAAGUACUGUUUAGACAACGGAGAAUGUAGCCUGGUUGUAUAAAGUUAAGUCUAUUGUGUAUGAAGACAUUAAGCUGUGUAAUGCAAUGUCGUCAUCCAAAUUUUUAAGAGAUUCAGGUCGAUGUAAGGGUAAGGUGCUUUUCUAAGUCCCGAAAAGUCAGUACAAGUACAAUCUGUUUAAUGAAUCCACUCCCUCUUCGUCUUUCUUUUUUCGCCUUUUUUCUCAUUUGAAUAAUAGUAAAAUUGGUAUAGAAAUGUGCACUUUAAAAACUCGAAGCUAAUUGUUUAGGUAACUUGAAGAGCAAGUCAAAACUGAGGGCAGAUAGCGUCUUAAUUUUAAAUAGAAAGGUCCAAUUAAAAGACAAUGUGUUAGUCACUGGAGUUAGUGCUAAUUUUUGAAGGAAAAAAUGAUUUAUAGAGUUUCAAGCACAUUUACCAAAACGAAUAAGGUAUUAACAUGAACAAUUUAUGACUUGCCAAUUACCGAAUAAAAUUAGAUCCCAACGAAACAGCAGACAAUUCCAUGCCGAUUUUUCCUCACUCAUAAAGCGGACAUCUUGCGGAAGCCAAAUUAUCCUUUAUUACCUUUUUACUUGGGACAAAGUUCAACAAUAAUGCAAUGCAAGUUUAGGCCUGUAAAGCCGCAGACAUGCACAAGUAAUAUUUACCAUUCUUCAUUGGCGCUUAAUUUUGCCUAUGUCCAUUUUCGAGCCGAAACUUUGCUUGCUUGCUAUACGUAAGAUCAAUCUAACAACAGUCCCCUUUAUGGAGGUUUGUCCGAACACCAUCACUUCGUAUUUCUAACUCCAUUAAAAAACAAUUUCAUGAUCAAAGCUGGAGGUCAUAUGAUCGCUUUUGGGAUUUCUGGUGAAAUUAAUUGGUGUUCAAUUAAUUGUAUGGAGGGGGUAUGUACCAUAUUAAUUACUUAGCCACCUUAAUUGACAACAACAAUCUAUGUUUUACUAUUGAUUUUACAGUGUCAGACCUCAUAAGGCAUAAUUAUUUGUUUAAAAUUUCCACCGUGAAUUAAUUGCCUGUUCAAGUUAGGUGCUAGUACUUUUAUAUCAAAGGAAAUGAUGAAGCUUAACAAACAGAUUUGGUUAACACCUUAUGCAAAAUUUUGUUCUUCAAACAAUUCAUUAGCAUUUAACCGACGUACAUGACUAUAAGGAUGUUUAAAAUUCAAAUACCGUCAUACAUUCGGAAUUCUGCCUUAUUGCAUUUUUACGACGAAAAAUAGUCAAUUAACCGAAUAGUUAUACCCUAAAAAGCAUAAAAUGUGCAUAAUGCGAUAGCUUGCCAAUAUUUCUGACAUCGCGCUAAGACGUCAGGUUAAAGCGAGUAAACCGGGCCUCAUGUAAGGACAUCUCACGAACCAUGCGUUUUCCAUAAACCAUUACAGUUUUCACGCACAAAUACCACUUCGCAGAUAAUAUUGCAUUUGUGUGUAAAAAAAUUACAUGUGAUUUUUAUAAUUUAUCUUCGGAACGUAAAAGUAGCGCAGCAGGCGUAACUAGCGUCAAACGAUGAGUUCGUCUUGAUCUAGUUAAACACCGAAUCUACAUAUUAGCAAACCGGCAGAUUUUAUUAAACCUUUUGUUUUUAUUGUGACAAAAAGUCAAAAAUGCAUAAAGUUUUCUCCUGAAAACGAGCUAUUCACCGAAAAUACAAACUAAAAGACCUGCUGAAGAAUAAUUUCGAAGAUAUUUGUAAUAGUUUACAACACAGACAUGGAAAGGCCUUAUUUCUGUCAUUUCAAUGGUCAGGAAACGAGAUACUAAUGGUCAUACCCCUCGAGCAGUCUACUGGCAUUUACCGCAAUGUUCUGCUUUUCAGAAUUCCAAGGUACUUUAAGAAAUCAAAUAAUAUAGUGAAACAACCAACAGAUACAUAGCAAGAUAUAGACGAAGUAACUACUGUUGCUAUCAAAACAUAACCACAUGCGUUUUCUUACGCCAACUUGGAACUGUCUAACGAUUUCGCCAAAGCUUUCAUCAGCCUCAUUACAAGGCCUCAGUUUCGGUCGACAAAUUUUCAUUUGAAGAGGUCUGAGGUCUGGGGGUGUAUGUUAACAUUGGAUGUAGUGGCACAAAGCCCAUAGAAAUGAAGUCAAACUAAGGAAAUAUUGUUCUCCAUCCUGACCGAAAUGGUUUCGAUAGACGAUUUUCAUUAUAGAAAAAAACCUUGACUACCACGAAGAAGAGGAGAACGUAAAAGUAAGCGCUUGCAGGCCUUUUAAACUUACGGCCAAUGCUUAGCGAAGAAAUGCAGAAACUUUUGAUUUUUGAGUCAACACAGCCUGCCAACCUUACUUGUUUGCUUCAGUAAUUGCUUUUUGGACGGCUCUUGAUGUGUCUUCCGAAAUCGUUCCUAUAUUGAAAUAUUCGCCAGAGACAUUCGUUUAAAAUUUGCGCUUCCAUUGCAAACUGAGUUAUGUUUUUAGAAAUUCAGCUACUGAAAGAGCUAAUAGAAAGUGAUUUCUUGCAGAACGCUUGAAUUCUGAGUGAUGAAUCCGCCGGAUCUCAGUGUGUAUUGUUUAUUUGGAUAGAAGCGCGGCUUUCAUACUAUAAACGAGAAUCGUGGACACACGCCUCUUUUAAAUGUUUUCUCCGAUUAGUUGAGAAAUAUUUUGUAUUUUUUUCCAUGACUGAUUCACUUGUGAAGCUUUAGAGGCAAACAGCGUGUGACUAAAGGAUGCAUUUCGCAUUUACCAUGCUAUACAUUUUUAGUUAGCCUGGUUUUUGGGAAAUAGGAAAAACAUUUUUUCUCAUUUCGAAAAGUGUUUUUGCAAUUCCUGUUUUCAUACAGCUUCCAACAUUUUAGCUGCCGCCUAGGCUGUUUUUGUCCGCAUCGUCAACAUAGUUUUUCUGCGGAGGUUCCGUAGUGCCUAGAGAAAGCGCGUAAUAUUCCCAUCAUUUGUUUACUGCAGUAUGGGUGAAUCUAUUUUUUCUUAACAGUCAUGGCGCAGUGGUAUGCGUUUACAACAUUUUAUCAAGGAGACUAAAUAAGAUACAGAAAUAUAUGCCCUUAGGAAAAUAAGAAAACUUUAUCGUCCCUAUUAUUCCGUGUUUGUUUGCUUUUUGAAUGCCGGCGCAUAAACUGAUCUAAAGGACAUAAAUGCCCCAAAAUCUGCUGAAAUGUGUAACCCAUAUGCAGAGCUAAGCACGGUUUAAACUGUGUAAUUACGCUUAACUGAAUAAUCUAGGCAAACCAAAAUCUUAUGGCACUUACAAAUUCAGUUUCAUUUUGUGAAAGACCUACUUAGAAAUGACCAAACUUUCCAAAAAUUGCGUUUUUGUAAAUCAGUCGCACCUUUGUUUCAGAUAUGUACUGACUUGUGAUCCAAACUCUUUAAGCGAAUUUCAUUUAUAUCAUAUUUUUUCAUGAAUUCUGAUAAUAAAUUAACCAAAAGCCGGACAUUUUUUUCCUGUCAUUUGUUACCUGCAUAGUUCAUCUUGGCAGUGAAUGAAAGGGCAGGCACAUGGACCGUUUAAUUUACUAUCAAGGGCUCGCUGUGGGUUUCAAUAAAGAUGCAUUCCGUUUCAGUUGCAUAAGAGCAAGAUUAGGGGAAUUGACAGAUAAAGCCCUUUGAAUAGCCGUUUUAUUAAUAUUUUCGCAGCAAACAGACCUCCAUGCGUGUUAGCACGCGAAAAUUUAACGAUGUUCUUGUAAAAUGCAACGGCAUAUGUUGGCUUAGACGUUGUGUGUUUGAGAAGCAUGUUAUGGCAGUUCACUCGUCGGAAUUACAUAAGUUAACGUUUUCUCACGACUGGCGAUCCGUAAAAGGGAAUCAUUUUGGAUUUGCAGUUUGGCGAAAUUCCCGCCAUCAGCAGGAGGAGUUUAGAAAGCACCAGAUUAACUAGAAAAUUACAGAAGAGAUGACGUUUUUAGUAAGAUAAAAUCAUUUGUUCUUUGUGCAUGUUGGCAGAGACUGCCACAAACACAGGGGGGAUUGGUAUAUCUUGUCAUCUGAUUUCACUGAACAAAGUUAGGGGAAUAACAUGUCAAGUGUAGCACUCACCUCUCAACUUUGGUUCAAAAUAAUAUGGGCGAGAAAAUAUUUCGGUUAAAGGCAAAAGCGCUAAACGUACAUGAAAUCGUACAAAAUACAAGGGAAUUGCCUUGCAUGAAACAUGUUUCUAGAUGUAUGGUCAGUAAUGGUAGAGGCUGGAAAUUUCUGAUGGAAAAAUAAGGAUGUUGAUGUUCAAAAAAAACUUUGUUUCUUUGGUUCUAACGCACUUGUACGCCAACGUUCUGGGGUCGAUGUCAACCCUUUUGCUUUACCUUAAAAAACCAAUUGUAAUAUUACAUAGGUCAACUAGAUUUGUUGAUAAUCAAGGGUUUUUCUUGCAAACUUAUUGCAAUGCAAUCCCCUCUUAUAGUCACUCAUACGCAAACGUUUCCACCAGCGGUUCGAACGGUUGUGUGCAGAUAAUAUCCGGACAGAAAACGAGAGAUAAUAUCUCAUAGGACUGCUCUGUAUGUAUUGAUGCUCACCGACAAACAACGUCUUUUAGUAUUUGCCUGUCAUGCACGAUAAUGUGUAAUUUAUUGGCUAUAUGUGUGCAGAUGCUGAAAGGUUUAUCAAAGGUUCCGUGCAUUACUCUCUAACUGUGCAUUUUUUUGCGGAAAAUCCAGACCAAGUUGCCUCGAAGGCGUUGAUUAUUACACUCUCGGUGACUUUCGGUCUGAUUUUCAUCUUCUGGUGCUGCAAACGCUGUCUCCCCAAACGCAAAAAAAGACGCAAUGGCAAAAAGUCAACGGCUAUUGAUGCGGAAGACACCAAGGCGAUCCGCUUUGCCUCCUCGCUUACAAAACAAUUGGUGAGAAAGUCACUUAAACACUUUUUACAGCUUUUAGUCCCCUGUGCAAUCGCAGAGAAUAAACAAAAAGGAAGUAAAAAACAGUUGUUUGAAAGCCCGGGUUUUCAAUCGAGCCAUUCGACCGCUGCAGGCCAGUCACAGUGAACAGAAACAUCGUAGUCUUCAUUAGAAUUACAUAAGAUGGCUUACACAGGUGAUUUGCACGCAAACCAAAACGCUUGCAUGCCGUCAGUUUACUUUGUGUCCCACGCGGAACGGCAUAAAAGCGGUCCAGUUAGCGCAGUCAGCUGUAAACCUAUAGUCAAUUCAUGCUACUGUGACACUACUUAAUCCCUUUCCUUUAUGUUACUUUGCCUGUUAUGUAGCUACACAUUGCUUCAUCGCAAACGCCUAUAAUUCGGGCCAACAGAGCGAAAAAAUGCGUCUUCGUAAUGAUUUCUGUAAUUAACGAAAAAUACGCGUGUAAAGAAUCCUAAUUUAUUAUUAAUAACCACUGUUAGCUCUCACUUUAAUUGAUCCAAUUAGCUGCCCUUUCAAACAGGACAUAAUUAACGUUUCUUGUUUAAUUAUUUUGCAAGGAGGACACGGAAGGCUUGACGGCAAAUAUGGAAGAAAAUGAGGACAGCUGCAACGACAAGCAGGGCAAGAAAAAGGCUGAUCUUGGGUCGUUGCAAUACUCCGUGGAAUUUGACUUCCAAAAGAAUGAAGUGAGUAGAUUGUGCAAACGCAUUGUAGACUUUGCUGUGCUUCACACACUGCUUAUUUGACUUACUGCCCCGUCAGUCUGUUUUAUCUACGUAACGAUCGGCGCCGCCGCAAAUGAAUUUCGGAAAUGCGAGUUUUAGGGUACGGGGUUGUGUGGUGACAUCAAUAUGCCCUUUAAAAUAAUGACACAGAGUCCAUCUAUACGUCUCAAUAGGUCUUUGCACAGGAGAUCAUUAUUUUUUGAUUACAGCCUAACACCAAGGGGUGAUUAAUCAAGGAUUCGUACUAUGCUUUCCAUGCGAAAACUGUUCCCAAACAUUAUUUUCAACACCAGUGAUUAAUUAGAAAUGAAUAACUGUGAGUAAAGGCAAGAAAGUAUUGCAUAAUUGCCGACUGACUUAAAGUUCUGGCGCCUGUGGCAUCGUUAUAAUGUCAGCCAAACAUUAUUUGAUGUGUAAAAUUAAAUAAUCGUAAAGAUAAUUAGCACAUGUAAAUGUACACCAAUGUGCGUUAACGUCCUAAAUGUGUAUGAUUUUCCUUGGUUAAAUUCACUCAAAAACGUACCACCAUUAUGAUGCCGUAGCCUGACGUUUGCCAAAUGUUGAUUAUUUUUAUCACCUUUACCGUACGGUCAUCUAUGAUGCCAUUUAUAAAUGCAUGUGCCUAGAAAGAGUGCAUAUGGGCGUGAAUAUCUGAUAAAACUCAAUGAUACGGUGACUGAAGCACCGAUGGAAUACUGAUUUCUCAGCACGUAUGCAAUGUUAUUUGCUUUUUUCACAUUUACUCGAGUCCGUCAACAUCAAAAAUAUACUCAGUUAAGUUACCUUGUUUUCCCAAAGAACGUAUUUGCUUUCAAAAUACACAUUUCUAUAUAUCAGUGGAGAAACAGCUGAGUCUGGUGCUAGGCUCGGCUUACUUCAGCCAAUCAUAACGCUGACCACCAGCUGGGAGCGAAAACUCGCGCUCACACACCUGGCACAACUGGGUGCACAACCUGGGUCCCUUAGAUGGUGGCCCUAGCCGAUAGACAGGGUUAUAAUUGACUGGACAAAAACAAGCAAUCCCAAAUGAGUUUUCUAUUAAUCUACUCACAGGGGUCAGUCGUUUCCUCUCUGCUAUCAUAGCUUGACCGAUCUGGGCCUGGAAGAUGGCUGGCUGUUCGUGACUCCUCCGUAAGAAGCCCGUUUCCUUCGGGAAGCCAAUGGAUCGGUGUAAGCCCAUUUCUGAGUGAGUGUGUAUAUACUGCGGCGAUGAAACAGAUCGCCUAGUUUGAAGGUCUCGUUAGUAAAUCGUUAGACAUUUUGUUCAUGCGGGGUCAUUAGUCCCUUGCUAGCCAGCACCGCUAUAUGCCGAAUAAUUUACUGACAAAGUAUUCAUACAUAGAAAACAGGAUGAUAAAGAGUGUGAAAGUGCUGAUUAAUACCAUGUCGUCAUCCGUCGAUUACGGUUUUCAAAGAGAUUUGUGUCUGUAUUUGUAAGUGCCAUAACCCCUAACCCUGACGCCUAACAAUAACUCCUAACAUUAACUCCUGACGCUAUCCCAUAACCCUAACGCCAGCAGCACUGUGUCCAUCGGGAGGGGCUAACAAACCACAUCUUACCCUUAUCUUAAGCAAUUGAUCUAUCGCCGCGACAGCCUAUAUCAUGUGUGGGUUCUUAUUUCGCUUAAAUACAUUUUCAAAAAGCAUCUUUAACAUAGCGGUUUGUUUAUGGGCUACCAUUGUGUACAUCGUUUUAUAAAACAAAUCCGAAAAAGCCCUUAAAAUAUUCUUAUGGACCUAAUCAAUUUAGUGACAACCCUACGGCUUGUGAAUAGGGUGAAAUUCCUUUUAGGUUGUCUAUCUUUAACAGUUAAUUUAAUGUUUUCAUCUCAUAUACUGCAGAAUCAUUCAACGCAAAAUGCCCAUUUUAUGGUCAGUCAAAUCUCAGCUAGAGCAGAACGACAGAAAAAGAAAAUUUUGACAGUUUUGUAUGCCAUGGUGUAGCGGUUAUGACUUUCUGGAUUUCAUUGUAAGUGCUGAAAGUAGGCAAACACAUUUGCAAGCUCCAUAAUUAUGUAUUUUGCUGUUUAGUCGCUCUGGCGUUUACAACUCGCUCAGAAACGUCAUUUGCAGUAGGAAAGUCUUUUCUUUACAGAGCAGAGUAGCUGAUGAGAUCUCCCGGUAAACAUUUAUUAGUAUGGUUCAUAAAUAAGUUAUUACAUGAGGUCAGCCGUUUUCCAGCAAUUAGAAAGCAUAAACUGCGGGUUAGACCUACUGACUCUUCCGAUUUCGGUGAUCCUGCAUUAUCAGUUUUCCCAUCUGCCGAACGCGACUGCCAAAUGUGGCGCAUUUAUUAAUUUAGCUUACUCUUUGUUCUCCGUGAACUCGCGUCAUUAAUUUUUUUUAAAUUGCGAGUGAAAUUGAGAUUUUUAUAAAAAAACCGAGCCCUAGUACACCAUGCGUCGUUUGCUAAUCAAGUCACAAUCACGAGUAUGAUAGUUGUCUUAGUAAAGUGCACAGUUAAGUAAACGCUAUCUACACCGAACUUUUUAGACGUUGAUGAUAUGAUGACAGUGCCUUCGUAAGCAUUGAUGUCCAUUUCAUUACGAAUGUGCCUGCGGAUUUAAGACAAUUUGUAGGUGCUACGGCUUCCCUUAUAAUUGCAUAAUUUUCUGUGCUUUAGGGGCCCGAUGUGUAAAUUAUCCGGCGUAAGCCAGUAGCAAGUUAAUAUCUAUGUGCUUAACUUUAUUAGUUCUUAUUCCAACAGUAUCACAUGCUACGAGGCGCAGAACAAUAACCGAGCUUCCUUAUUAUAAGCACGCUGAAAAAAAAACUCGAAAAAGUAUGCUCACACUGUUUGGUUAUUUUUUGGCGGUUACGCUCCACUAGCGAUUACUCCUCAUAUCUAAAAGGUCAAAAACACUUUUAAUACAUGCAACUGAUUAUAUCAAACGCUAAAUUAAAAAAACGGUGCAUCAGAAUUUGAAACCUUGUGAUUUACCCAACGUCGUAAUCCAUUGAUUUAUUGUUUUUAAACUCGUAUACUUCCACGAGGCUAAAUAGAUUUUAAAAAAGGAAAAUUUGCAGUGCCUCGUUGGUUUAUCUCCGGUAACCCACGGUUGACCAAUUAGGGCAAAAGUCGUUCGUAUCAUCUUAAUGCUUACCCACCUAUAGAACAGUUUUCUGUGAAAACAUUUGAGUUAGACACGGAAAUAUAGAUCGCCGGAUUGCUGCAAUUGAUUCGUAUUCCACGUUCUAGCUUUAAACUUAACCAGGGGAGCAAUUCUCCUGACUCUAACCCUGACAUAAAUCCUCAAAUACCUAACCAUCCACUGGAUCUCUUUAACUCUAAUUCAACUCCUUACGACCAAAACUCUAACCAAAACAUUAAACUUUCACCUAAAGCUAACUGUUAUAACAAUUCGCACUGAAUUGCAACUCCCCCUCCCAAGAAUUUUGGGCAAAGCCACCUAUAUUUCAAUACUUAAUUGUGAUUUGCGUGCGGUUACGAUAGUUUGAUCAAUUUUAGCCUACAACCAAUCAUUUUGUAUGCUUAUGGGCGUCCUUAACUUAUCACUUACUUGUUUCUCCUUAUUAGGCGCACCUACGAACCACGCAUUGCAAAUGAUAUACGGCGUGUAUCCCCUAAUGAAUACCGAAAACUUCCAUUAUGUCAUGUGCAUGUGCUUGAGUCGGGCAACUGUUUUAUUUUGACGUUUAAAAUAGGCGACGUGAUUGCAGUUUAUUUUGUCUAAUGGGCGACAGUUUGCUAACAUAGCAUGCUUGUGUAGACGAUUCUUAGUCGAAGGCCAGAAUGAACAACAGGUUAAAGUUUUACCCUAGCAGACACAUUUUACUCUUCUAUGAAACAAUCCCACCAUUUCCUCCACGGGAAAUGAAUACUAUUUACCUCCCACAUAUCUUGUAAGCUAAAAAGCCAUAAACUGCAGCCUAUACUUACAGCUUACGCAGCAGAAUUCUCACAGCGUGACCUGCAUUAAGUGGUGUUCGGUGUACGUGUAUGUAUGAAGACAGUAUUUCUAAAACGCCGGCGACUGAAGGAGCACGGUUUUUUUCAAUCACUACUCAUGGAUAACCGACCUUGAUUGCCCAGCCCCAAACAACCCCACUAAUUGCGUCUACAUUAGCGCUAUCGCUGUGACAAACCUUUCGUUUUGCCUGAUGAAAAUACUUCGAAAUGCAGAUAUGUUUAAGCUGCAGGCGAAGGAUAUUUCUUUCGUACUUAAGUUUUAAUAUAAAGCAUGCGAUCUGAUAACUUAUAUCGUUAUUUUUGCGUAUGGUUGUGUCAUCAGUAAAUGAUGAAAUAAAAUAGAUAGAAGGAUGCCGGCACUGAGGGUAAGUAUUCUGUGUGUAGUCAUUAGGGGAUGGUUAGCGAUUUGAUAAAAUAAUGUCCAGAUCUGUUUGAAUCUUGCAUUGUUUUGAAUGCUUAUGCCAGAGACGUCAAGGGUGGCAUCCCUCUGCUAUAGUCAGCUGCAGUCCCGUCAAAGUUCCCUCCUCCUGUGGGAAUCUUUGUUCUACCGCUACUCAUCCAACGGCUGAAAAUAAAUCUAUAUUUGAUUAGGUUUUUAAUGGCAGACAAAGUCAAAUUUUCAAUUAACAUAUUUGAAGGGCAACUUUUAGCUUCCGACCGAUGCACGUUCCCGAGUCGUGUGGUUGACGAUACUCUGAACAUGAGCAUGUGGCCGAGCGGAAAUGAAUGGGUCGCGGGCUUAGAGUAAACGUCAUUUAUCUUCACUGCUCCCGCAUACCUCGUUAUCCGCGUCCUGAUAAAUUUCCCACCUUCUCCGAUGCCAAAUGUUAUAACAGGUACUGUGGCGCCUGGAGAUUUUAAAACCUACUUGAUAGGAUCUAGUAUUUACCUCAGUUCUAUGCGUGGAUCGGGUAUAAGUUAGUCCGACAGAUAGGUUAUUUCAUAUAAGCUAUAGAAUAAACAUCCCGCUGAAAUCCAAUUCCCAUGCCUUUGAAUGCUUGCCAUUGUGGCUGGCAAAAUGGUCGAGGCUUCAACAGUGUUUAGAAGUGAGUCCGACAUAAAGUCUCCUGUCCGACUAGUCCGCAAGCAAGGCAUAUAUCCAGCGUUUUUUUUCCACCGAGCACUUAAAGUGUAACGUAAAAAAUCAAAGCGCAUUCGUAACGAUAACAUAACGUCAAUAAACCGCAAAGGUAACGAGAGCGAACGACAUAAAGAAUCAAUUAUUUCACCGUUAUAAUACGCGUAGCCCACUGUGAGAAUGCAGAUUGUUUAAACAGUGUGCCGUUUAUCUGACGGCAAAUCGGUGUACAGCAUAUAUAUUGCCUUGGUCAUUUGAACCUAUUUUGCGGCGAACGUAACGUCUUAUUCCUGACUUGCGUCAACCUCUGCAACCAUACAUUCGACUUCAACAGUCACCUUAAGUAUUCCGUUGUAUGCGCUUCAUCAGCUAUCAUCUAUUUGCUCGACAGGCAUACCCAAUCAUAUGUCCUUUUUACCUGUCUUAUUUCCUACGGGGCUUACGAGGUAGUUUUCAGAUAGCAAAGAAUUAUUCUAAUAGUUUGAGGGCAGAGCGCGUCUUAUUGGUUAUUCUUCUUUUCUUACUUGACAUUCAACGUGAAAUUGUCGCUUACUAGGCCCAAAACUCGAAAUCUAACCGAACGGUAUUGGCGCAAAUAUAUCUGUAAGUUUAGUACAGAAUGAACCAGGAUGGACAGAGCAAACGGUAAUACUAACCAGUGCCAUUAAGCCCAAUUGUUGUGUAGGCAAAUUUGGCCAUUAGUUCACGUCCAGUUACAGACGGUUCAACAUUUGCACCCAUUCUUAUUGAAAAAAAUACUUGCUCAGAAGAUGAAGAUGCGCUCGCUGGAACAAGAACUUUAUUGGCCUGACGCUUCGGAUUCUCUUUCGAAUCCGUCAUCAGAGACAUUCGCAGAUAAAGGUGAGGGUGGCACCAGGAGUGCAGCAUUUAUAGCACGUGGCUGCCGUGGGACCGUAUGUGCACUGCAAAUAACAGUUCUCGCAAUCACCGCUGGGGUCGUAAUUCAUGCGGUGGUGGCUUGUCGGUCCGAGUCCGAGUCGUUACUUGCCACGAUUGCGUCAUCCGUGCUGGAUGCUGGUGUGACGAUUGCUCGGCAAACUGGCUCAUUGUCACUGUGAUAAUCGCUCGCCCGCGCCCUCCCCACGUGACUGAUUCUCCUGCCCAGGGAAAAUUGCAGCAUGGAAUAUGGCACCUGGAGGUUAUUGUGCUUGUUGAUGGAUUGCGGGCCUGAAAACCAUGACUCGAACAGAUCGCGGCUCACGCGGUUGUCACCCCUUUCGAGGAUUUCGGUCUCUUGAAAUUUGAAGAUAUGGCCGGGUCCCGUCGAGUGUGCCGCUACCUGAGAGUUAGCGUCUCCCCGCCUCACUGCUGCUGCGUGCUCGGCAUUACGCGUGCGGAGUAAUCUCCCAGUUUCUCCAUCAUAGUUGCUCUGUCCGCAACUACACCAGAUCUGGUUAACGACUCCAGACGUUUCCUGCCGUGGCAGCGGGUCUUUUGGCCUUAUGACUUGGCCCCUGAUGGUUGCUUCCGGCCUGUGUGCAACCCCAACUCCAAGUGGUGUGAGAAGACGACUCUCUUCCGAUGUGCUCCCGGUCACGACCGUGACUUCACCAGAGCAAACGCUAAAGCUUCGGUCAAUUGAAGGAGUGGACUCGUCAGCUGUCAGAACCAUACGCAUACUGUGCCGCUUGUCAUUAUUUCCCACGACAGUAUUUCGUUAUCUAUGUUAUGCUGUUAUGUUUCUGACCGGCUGAGCAGGGACAAAACAGGUAGGUUCUGCGGACAAUACUGUCUCCGUUAUAUGAUAUGGAGUUACAUAUUAACCUGCUUAUUAUAACUGAAAAUAAACGCCAUCAGCAUGGAACUGCUCUUUAAUUAUGACGAUCCUCUGUUUGUUCGUCUUUCGCUUGAUGAAGCCAUCCUCCCUCAUCGCGUAAGUUGUUACAAUUUUGCCUUCGAAAUUAAAUAACAAAUAUGACAGGUACUUGAGGCCAGUAUCUUAUAGGGUAAGAACUGGACUUGUAGAACCAACCAUUCGAGCACACCUGAUAUUAUGUUUAAUUAAUGACCUCCAUGUAUUCUGAUGAUCAGUACAUUCGCGUGCAAAUGGCAGUUGUCUAGAGGAAUAGUACAUGUUGUCUCUGUCCUUCUGUCUUCCCGUAUGUCUCUGUUAAGGCCUCCACAAAGGCGGUUUGGAGGGGGUAACUUUUUGCAUCUUGUACCCGCGAUUGGAUGCCAUCGUCUGUAGAUAAUUAUUUAUUUGGGCUAAGCCAUGUUUGCUCUCCAUUUAAACCCAGGUCAUUGAGAGGACAACUACAUUCGCCAGCGACUUCUUCAGCAUACUAGCGCCGUUCCAUAUGCAACCUCAAAGCCGAUGAGCUGUGUAAUUUUAAAGUGUCUGUAUAAUAAGGCAGACGAGGUUCAGUGAAAGUACUUGCACAUAACUUACUACCCGCACCGGCUAGGCAAAGGAAUACGAGCCCGAUCGCAAAACAAGUUGCGUUACCGGAGAGUUAAAGUAAUGAUGAGUGAUAAUUUAAGUGGUAUGAAUGUUAGGGAGCUACGCGAAGCCCGGAUGGUCCCACAUUUCCGUAUUCAACCACGGUGCCUUUGAGCCUAUCAGGUCUCGAUUUGCGCUUGCUAUUUUUUCUGGACUUUCAAAAAUUAUUUUUAAAAAAUGCUCCAUGAUUCAAGCAGCGAUUCUUAUGCGCACUUACAGGACUUUGUAGAACACCUUUCUAAACCACCUAUUUCAAAUCAUCUUGCCUUUUCCAAGCAGCCCUGUGACGGAAGAGGCUUCCUGGCGUCUCUUAACAAGUCCAGUUUGGAAUUUUUUCUGCCGGCAUCCUUUAGGCACCGCCUGAAGAUACAGCAAUUUAGUGGCAUGCCCAACUAGAGCAGGCCCAUAAUGCUGGUCCGUCUAGCCACGAAUUAAUCUGGUCACGCACCCUUCAGACUGUUGGAUGAUGGACCGUCUAAUUCACCCCGCUUCCUUUUUGGGAGUUCAUCACGAAAUAUUGCAAAUAAAUGGGUGCAAUUCGGAUUUUUAGACGAAAAAGCCCAACAUCAUUUCAGAUACUUUUUGUCUUUUAAACUGUUAAUCGAAUUAUCCAGCGCCCAGACCUGACUCUGCAUUAUUCAGACGAAAGGUUUCAUAUUUCGCUCAUCACUGCAUGAGUAUUUCCAAAACUGGUAAAACGUCGUAUGCAUUAACUAAAAAGACCUAAUCUACGGUAGAGGUUAAUUUAAUUUAAAACAGAACUUUGAUAUCUAGUUAAACUAAAGUUCUCUACUAAUAGAUAGUCAAUUAUUAUUUUGUCUUCCUUAGUAAAUAUGGACCUCAUUAUUCUUUUCCAAACGAAUGCUUACCUAUGCCAGAAUCCCAGCUUAGACUCUGUUGAUAAUAGUGAGUCUGUUCAAAUGUUUAGGAAAUCGAGCAGAUAGGUAUUGUUGCAUUGCUCACGUAAAAUUCUUGCUAACCGGGGAGACGUUAAAGGUUUCUUAAAACGGUUUUUACCAUUCCACGAAAGUUGGAGUCAUCACAAAGAAAGCUUUCGUGCUUUAGUUUUUUUAAACUACAAGUACUUAAGUUCAUUACCUUUUGAACACGUUUUUUUAUAAACUUCAGUUGUCCGUGGGCAUUAUCCAGGCCACUGGCCUCCCCGCUAUGGACAUGUGCGGCACCUCCGACCCCUACGUGAAACUCUUCCUACUGCCGAAUAAGAAAAAGAAGUUUGAGACCAAGGUCCACCGAAAAACACUGAACCCAGUAUUUAAUGAGACUUUUGUUUUUAAGGUAAGUGAGGUAUCUUCCGUAGUUCUCAGCAACUCUAUGGACAGCCCCUUUGUUUACUUUCGUAAUGUGUACGACCCGGAAAAGUCAAUUUGAACGAGCUCUCAGGCUCUGGUCUGAUGAUUAGGUAGAGAGAAGAUUCAGCACUUCAUUAUUGUCUUAUCAAAGCUUGUUUAUGUAAGCAAUGGUCUGACAUUCGUCUUCAUAACCGAGGCGCCAACUACACUCCUCAUCACCGAUACAGGUAAAUUUGUGGUGGAAGGACUAAACGAAUUUUGUUUAAGUUUAAUGUGAGGGACAGUGUUUGUUGCCCAAUAGUGUUCGUAAUCGUUAUCGAUUACUCGUAGGAGUGUAAAGGCGCAAACGAUCGUUUGCUUCUGAAAUAGCUGUUAGAUUUUCUGUAUGCUCAAACGCUUGUUUGUACUGAGAGUUUGAAAACAUGCGCAGACCUGCCACGCAACGGACUAGGUUAAAAUGCGCUUCUAACAUGUUAAAUCGAACGGCAUGCGUUUUUGAACUUAUAAUUAACGAGAAUCAAUUCGAAGAAAGUGAAAGAUAAUGAAAUUUUGAACAAUUUUUAGAUCUGAACUACGCUUUUUGUCAGAUACGUUUUAACAAACUAAAUUAAAAAAAAACAAUAAAGAGGGCGGUAGGCUUAAAUAAAUUUAUUCACAAUUUAAAUUGAUGGCUAUCCUAUAACUGUGCAUCCAUUUUAAUAGAACAGCCCUCAACUUACCCACUCUCUUCAUUCGACAAUUUAUGCCUUUUUGCGGAUGAUUGGCGGAUCUGACAUUAGCCUACUUGAGAACGCAAAAUUCUGAUGGAUGUUUGUGUGAAACUAAAAGCUCUUGGCAGUUCCGAUGAUUGCUUGGGUUUUUUUAUCUGGUGAAGGUGUUUUAAUAUUUCCUUAGUUUCAAUAUGAUCGCCUUGCGAACGCGUAUAUGCAAGUAAUGACCUAGCUCUACAUUGACCAAGAAAAAAAUAUACCUCUUAAUGGAUUCGGUAUUUGAGGGCCACACCUAAGUUGUGAAUGCCCCCAAAUCUGAGAUUAUCGUUUUUGGAUGUCAAAAUUAUGGCCAGCCUCCUCGGUGUGUAUAGCACGCUGUGGCUGUGGGUGCAAUCAGAUAUCUGCUAAUGUUUUUUGCUGGGCGGGUCCAACAUUUUUUGCUCUGCACAUCCCAUUUGCUGUCUGCGUUAUUGUAACAUGGGCUUUAGAUAACUGUCGCGGAUUCCAUAAAUGGUAACGUAGAAAAUUACCCUCCAAACAUCGGGUUGUUUUCGGUUGGUCGGUGUCUGUGGGUGUCACAUACUGCGUCUCCUUUGCCUUUCUUCAUCCUUUGAAGAACAACCUUAAUAAUUAAGCCUGCUCGUGGAAGCCUUUAAUUUGUUUCUGCAUCUGCCCGGUAAAAGAAGAGUUGGUUCUUCAGUGGAAUCCUAGGACCUCGAGGAACUAUUUUGAAUGUAAAGGAUUAUUUCUCCCAUCGUAGCUUUCAGAUAGAAUUGGACUCUCAAAGUUGACCGUUGGUCGUCGUGGAAUGCAGGCGGUAUAUAAGUCUGGUGCUGGAUCAAGGGGCAUUAUUCUUCUUCCUUUGUGAUAUUUCUUUCCUUAUGUUUUAGUUGGAAUACGCCGAAAUAUCUGCAACGACACUCGUCAUGCUAAUCUUCGAUUUUGAUCGCUUCUCCAAGCAUGAUCAAAUUGGACAGAUCAAGAUCCCUCUUGGUUCCAUCGACCUCUGUCAGACUUUAGAGGAAUGGCGCCCCAUCGAGCCCGUAGAGACUGAUAACGAUCGCGUAUGUCUUAAUUUGUUCUCUUGCUUUACAAACGCGUUUUCCUACCACACAGCAAGUAUUUUUCGAAGAUUGUUUCUUACUGACAACAGAAUUUAAUUUAUUCGUGUUAAGGACACCUCUAAAGAGCUUUUAUGUAUCAACCGCUUGUUACUGUUAGCUAGAAUUGUUGACGAUUGCUAUCAAAAACGUAAGACUUUUGUGCUCUUCCCGAUCGCUUAGUCCUCCUCUGCACUUAUCCACACCAAAUUACAAUUUGCUAAUCCGUGCUAACAUUUAAUUCAAAAAGAUUUUUUAAAUUUAGUGAAUUAGAACAACAGUCGUUAUCAAAAUACAUGCACCAUUUUAACGAUUUUCAGAGUUCCCUUUAAUUGCCCUAUGCUAAUUCAAGGCUUUUAUCAUCUAAAAAUACGAACUUAUCAUUUCUGCCGACUAAAGAAAGAGUUGAGGUGAGCGAAUAAACAUUUAAAAUGCACUAACGGGCUGUAAGGGUUACUUCAAGCAGACCACAAUUUGUCUUUGCAUAUGAGACAACAACCCAGACCUGUGCUGUCAUUUGAUUGCAUAAUGAAUUUCGGUAGCUUUAACGCAUAUAUGACAAAUGCAAAGGCUUGUAUAAUGUGCGCUGACACGUUUGGUUUGAAACCUUAAUGUAAAAAAAUGUUAUCAUUGAAAAACACUUAAAAAGUGCAGAAAUGGAUUGUUACGCAGAAAAAACGUGCGUCCUGAGAAGAAAUCAGCUGCAUAAAUGUUACCUCACUUCGAUAGGGAUUGGUAACCAUUUAGACUUUAGGGACGAUAACCUAAUUAAUUGCAUGCUGGAAUGUUUACAUGUUAGUCUUUCCAGCAGCAUAGUAUUGCUGUUAGCCGUUUUUCGUUUAAUGCAAAAUAUGUUUUGGUAAAACUUUAUCAUAAACCAAAGAAGUUGUUUUCAUAUGCAUUGCUGAAAGUACGCAAAACGUAGGUUUGACUUUUUCUAAAAACUUUGUUUUUAUGGCGAAACCCUAAUGAUGCUUGAUGGAGUUCCCCGUGGCUCAGGCCGGAGUAACUGAUCAGAUAUUAAAAACUAGAUUAAUAUUACCAUAACAUGAAAUAUUUCGAAUCACAAAUUGCUUACAAAUACAGCUGUAUUAACGGGAACAUGAAUUAUUGUAAAAUAAGUCAGAACUCGAAAAGGCUAUAUAGAGAUUUCAAUGCAUAGUACUAACAAAUUGAAGCUGUUGCUGAGUUUGCUGACGGCAGCCUUCAAAAUAACAGAUUUUAAACCAGUUCCUACUAGGUCUGCAAUUUCGCAUGGGCCAACCAGCAAUAAGAACACUUUAAUAAAUCUCUCAUCGUACAUCUCGUAAAUCUCCAACUGUGUAUUAAGCGAUGUAAUCUUCCUGAGUUGUUUCAUUCUGCCUCCUUAACCCGUAAGCAUAAUUGUGUUGUUGUCGAAAUGUAAAUUAAAUAUCUGCCUUUGUCGUUUCCUUGUUACAACACUGCCAGUUAGCUGUUGACGUUCUAAUGUCACAGUUGAUAGAUUUCAGCAGAUUGAUAAACCUGCCUAUGAUGUAGCAUUUAGUGCGUUUUAAAUAACAUAAUCUACAUCUGUAUUGGCGAACUACAUAAUAAAACAAUCUGCAUUAAGUGUGCUAAAUCGUGCAAUGUUAACCGAAAUUCUAAAUGCGUAUUUCACUUGACAAGAUUACCUAAAUAAGGUCGCAAUAUUAAUUACCGUGCUGAAUAAUCCCAAGAUAUUUUAGUUGUUUUGAAACAACAGCGUUUAAAUGAACUUCUUUUCGACUGCCUGAAAAAAUGCGCACUCUAUAAAAGAUGACUACUCAAGUAGAAUGACAUUUUUAUUUGGUUUUCGGCAACCUUUAUAAUUCAAUUACACAUCACAGAAAACAUUCUUAACAAUAUUCAUUUCUUUGCCCAGAUGGUAGAUAAUUGCGUCCCCUUUAAAUGUUAUACUUUAAAAAAGAGCAUGAUUCGGUUUUUAAGAUGUUUGGAAUUAGGAGAUGAUUUUAAGACCGUGAAUUACCCGUUCAUAAAACGUCGUUUCUCUGCAUAUGCUAAUGUUGCUUGUAAAGUUUACAAUAUGGUCCUUUUCCACAGCUAAUUUGAAUGAAAUCCACAUUGUUUCGUCUCAAUAGGAUAGAGGGAUCUGCGAUUUUCCGUAAACGGAAAAUGUAUAUUCUGUAGUUUGGAAACCCUAGAUGCUGGUGCAACAAAAGGUCGUAUUCAAAACCAUUUUGGAAUUGCGAAUGUUCUUCUAAACCGAACAAUUCAGGCACAAAUUUGAAGCAGACAUCCUUUGACCAAAAAAGUAAAAGAAAAAGUAUUUUAUAUGCGCCCCCUACGACAUAUUUACCAAGGCAUCGAAACUCAGUAAGAAAAAUUAAUCCGACAUAAGUAGUCAUUUUUACAGUGUGUUUUUCACAGGCAAUCGGAAAAGAAUUUAUUCGAAAACCAACAUUUGAAUCAACUGGCAUAUGAUAGGAUUAUGCAAUACCGUAAUUGUUAUUACAACGCCAAUGAAGUAGUCUUUUCUAGUCGAAAAUACAUUUUGGGAUUUCGGUUAACAUUUCUUGAUUUAGCGAAACUGAGCGCGAUCUCUUAAGGUUAUGUCGAAUUAAAUACUUGUUUUAUUUGAUACAAAGUGCCAUUUUACUGCACAGACACAAUUUGUUUUCUUCAAAGGAGAAUCGUUUGGGUGAUAUUUGCUUUUCCCUACGGUAUGUGCCAACAUCCGGUCGGCUUAAUGUAAAUAUUCUGGAGGCAAAGAAUUUGAAGAAAAUGGAUGUGGGCGGUUUGUCCGGUAGGUUGCCCGUUCUCUUCUCACUGCCUCCCUAAUGAUCCAUAGUUAUAUUGACUGAAUAAAUAUUUUGCUGUUGUCAAUAUUUCCAAUGCAAGGGUAAUUCCACAUAUAAUUGAUUACGCUUAAACUAGUUUUGCCGCGUCGUAUGUUAUGAACGCCCCAUUUUCUAUUUAAAGACAGAUGUUAUUGAGUUUAAGCCGUCUUGACAACCAACGGUCUGUUUUGCCCACUGAAAUUGUUGUUAAAAUUUACCUCUGCAAACACAGUUUUUAAUAAUGUGUCUAAAGUAUGUGAUAAGCAGAAAUGCGUUUUGCUGUUCCGUGGUUAUAUUUCUUUACCAGAUUUUCACUUUUACAUGCCCGGUUGUUUUUUUCUUAUGCAAAGUAUUAAAGACCGCUGUAAUUUUAUUUCUGACUAGAACGGAAGCAGCUGUGAUUAAGCCGAAGCAAGUGGCACUAUAACUUUAGCCUUCUCAAGACAAAUAUCGACAAUUUUAUUAGGUUUAACCAAUGUGAAAGCAUGCUAAUUAGGCCUAAGCUAAUCGUGCUUGAACGUGGAAGGAACUGUAACACGUGUUUUACCUCCAAUUUUUUUUAAAAUAUUUCCACGCUUGAAUUACUGCUUGUGCAACGCAACAUGGGUUUCUUCCUGAUCGCAUUGCUAAAACAACUGAUCACUGUAGCACAACGCGUAUUGGACACUUCGAAACUUUAAGCUAGAAAUCUAGACCUUUUUGACAACGAACUAAAAUGUUACAUGACACGCGUGAUUUACAGGUUUUCUGCCCACUCUGCAUUUAGCGGAUUCGUUCAUCAUGCCAUCAGGCUCGUAUUCUUGGCUCUCUGUGGCCAGCAUUUGGAUCACCUGGGCUCAAACCCCGUUACGCGUCCCUGCUGCCUCAUGAAUGCUUUCUUUUGAAAGUUCCGAAGAGGGUAUCAGACAUGCUUAAGUAAUCCAAUAAAAUUAUAGUUAUUCAAAGAGCUUAAGAAUCAGGGUGCCCUCAUUUUAAUGGCUCGGAUGUGCUUAUGUAAGCCCACCUGCAGUAAACUGUUAUGAUCCGGAAGGAAGGUAGGACGGGAAGGAGGACAAGCAUUUUAUUGAUAACUUGCGGACACUAGGGGUUGCAACUCAUAAGAGAGAUGCGCCAUUUAUAUUGGCUCCUGUGUGUUCUGGAACAUUCCGUCCAAUGACGUGCCAGCCCGGGACGUGCUGGUCGCUGAUUGGCCGCCGUCUGCGCAAAAGCCCCCCCCCCGCGGAAACGGUUGUAAUAUGUCCGACCAGUCAUUGAUUGGGCCGCACACGUGAGCAAAGCCACCACACGUGCUCGGCGCUGCAGUGCACCCCGGUCGGCCGUCUAACUUCCCGCGUGUCUCACGUCGCCGGCUUGGUUCCCUGUUCAGCGCCUUAGGCCGUGGCUCUACGCUGCUUGCACUCUCUAUAACAUAAACAAACCCCAGUCACCUCUAAUACGGAACCGGUGGUAAUAGGGGUUUUUGCAGGUGGGGUCGGGGAACCAAAAGGCGACUAGUUCAAGUAGUUUUAUGCAAAAGAAAAGCUAUUGGGAAUGCGCGGUUGUACUUUGAAUGGUUGAGAAAUAGUUGCACUUAUCCCUAAACCUGACCCCUCUCCAUAGCCUCUCACCCUAAACCCUAACCUCUAGCCAUAACUCCUAAACCGAAUUCCUUACCCUAACCCUUAACUCCAAGCCCAGCAGUAUUGCGUUCUUCAGGUGGAGCAACCAAAUCACAUCUUACCCUUUAAUGAUUACUCGUUCAUAAAUUUAACUGAUAGGGAAUGCUUCGAAAUUCGUUCAGUUGUACAAUUACAAUCAGGCUGUGUGUACUUAUGCGAAUCGGUUUUAGUUACUAUCAAUGUUAAGCACCGUAAUACAUAUAAACCAGAUAAUAUAUAGGCAAUAAGUGAACAGUAGGUGGGCUACCUCAUGAAAUGUCAACCGAAAUUCCGAUCUGCGUCUUUGUUUUUAAAGGACGGGUUAAGUAGGAUUGUAAAACUAAUCAUUACGCUGCAAGUUACCUCAGGAUGCCGGCUUUUGAACGACCUUCUUACUGGCCGCAUGUGACAACCACACUCCGUAAAAAAUGACUACCUAUGAAGCACGCAAUUUUCUCCAUUCAUCUUUGAUUCCCUUUAACAUCUAAUUAUAUUUCAUGGAAAACGUGCAUGAAAAUAUUCAUUCUUUUACUCAUUCGGUAGAAAAUAACGUCUUCUCUCAAGUGGAUGCUCAAAGGAUUAGGAUUAUUUGGUUUUAAAAAGUUGCGGGAUUUUUUAUACCAUGAACUUGCCGGUCAUAAAACGACAUGUCCCUACAUUAACCAAUGUGGUUUGGAAAGUUAACAAAAUGGCUCUAAUCCGCAGCCAUAUUUUAUGAAACCCAUAUGGCUUCCUCUUAAUACCAUAGAGACAUUUAUGGUUUUCCGUACGCGUAAAAUAUGGGGCUUGUAGUUUGGAAACGGCACGUCGGAUUCAAAAUUAUCCGGCAAUUAGAGAGGUCUUUGAAAACCGAUUUACACCCUUUUUUCGAGUAAAAUAUUGGAAAGAGACGGAAUCUUCUACGGAAUAUUGUUAUUCAUCGAAAAUCAAAGAGAAAGCGACUUGAAGUUGCUUUUACUAGUCUUUUGAAGUUGUAAAUAAUUUUUGCAUUUUCUUGGAGCGUUCCAAUGUGGUUAUACUAAAAAGCAAACUUUAAACAAUAAAAUGUCGUCUAAAGGAAGGGUUUUCAUAUUUUUGCGUGGUAACCAGCUCUAUUCUACUGCGGGGCAUUGUUGAAGCCAAAGAUUUCGGAUAGAUUUUUUAACCGUCGAAAAAUCUCGUGUAAAAUGCACUUGUGCACUCCAUCGGCAGUUACUAAGAUGAAUGUGCUUCUGAGGCGAGGAGGCUCGUUCAUCUGCCCCUUCUAGAAAGCUCGGACGGCCAUAAAAACGUGCUUGGUGUUUAAGGUCUAAAGGCUCAAAGGCGGUGCAGGCAGCGGCAAACAGCCCAUAAUUAGAAAGUGCUGUUGCAAGCAAAGAUAAUUAUAAGCUCAUUCACCGUCACCUGCCUGAGACUCCACGUCCUGCGAGAUUAGCAUUUAACCAGUGCUUGAAUGUCAGUUUUUCAGGUUUGAGAACUUUGCAUGGUAUGGCAAUGUGACUUGGAAACCGGAAAUGGCACUCACAGUGUCUGCUGCAUCAGGUCCGACGUCUCAGCUGCAGUAGUCUUUUAGUGUAACUAAACACCUGCCAGAUAGACUGACUAAACAGUAAAUAAUUGCGGAGACAGCAGAAUACCGUCUGUUAAAAUAUAUUAAUCAUCACCGAACAAUAAAUUAUCAUCGUCUUUAAACAGGUUUCUGGAAAAUUGAAAAAAAGCUUCUAUUGACAAAAGUGAAGCAGCCGAUGGACUUCCACCUCGAUUUUAUGUUUUACCUUAAUGUUCAUUUCAUGCAAUAGUUCCCUUGAAGCCCUAUUCUUACGCAUUUCUGUACAAAAGCGGUUCAGUUUGUUUAAAAUCCUCAUCGAAGAUUUUAUCGUAAAACUGUUAGCGACAGCGGGCUGAGGUCGACCAUCGGUGCCAACGUAGUCCACUGUGUGCCCAACAACAGGGUAGGCGUAGGGGCCGUGACUUUAGCAGUGAGUAGUUGGUGGUGCUAGUGAACUUCCGUCGCACGUUCGUACCCUCUCCCCCCCUAUUGAGUCUCGUGUCAUUAUUUACUCAAAAUAGUCGGGAAAAGGUGGCUGGUACGGCAAGCACUCGGACUUCGGCAUGUUUUUAUUUCGUGCGAGAGGGGCCGAUUUCGUGUAUGCUGAACGGUUUCGUGUUUUACGCAUGUGAUGGUGAGGAGGAGGCAUGUAAUAAUAGAGUCCGGUCGGCGAUGUUAUUUGUAGUCUUCGUGAAUGCGUCCGUGAUUGAGUAGGCCGAAACUGAAUGUGCGGGCUCGAUGUGGCCAGUCGUGUGGUGUGCGCUAAGGGCAUGUUGGCAGUGAAGACACCGGUUCGACAUCCUCUGCGCGUAGGGGUAACCAGUGACCAACCAGAUCGAUGAGUGAUGCGUAUGUGUUGCGGUGGCGGUAUUGUGAAUAGGGUACGCUAGAAGGGUAACAAUCGGCAGAUGGCACUUAACAUAAUCCGCCUGACCAAAGCAGCCUGUCCUAAAGGACAGGUGGUAAGAGGGGUUUUAUGGGUGGUGGGUGGUGGGGAUGUACGAUACUAGCCGACGGAAAGCCUUAUUUGAACAAGUAAAUGAUCGAAGUUGGCUCUCUCUUCGUUCCGUUAUUACAAAAUGAGCCGCCAAAGGCAGUAUGGUGGUAACGGACGAUUGGAAGGCGUUUAAUCGUCUUCCCUCAGAAGGUUAUCUACAUUUCUCUGUUAACCACUCAAAGAACUUCAAGGACCCUACCACCGGACGGCACACCAAUGUCAUUAAGGCAUACUGGAGUAGACUGAAAAGGAAACUCUACGAGGGAUGCCCUGUACGUGGUCGAGCUUUGUGGACUCACAUAGACGAAGUACAGUAUCGUCUUUGGUUUGGCCUCAAUGCCAUGUCUUUGACAGAUGCCUGGGAACUGUUCCGUCCCAUGUGGUGCAGACUAAUCCUUUUUAAAAAUGAUUUUGUUUUGUAACAAACUACCAUAAUGGGAAUGUAUGCCGUAUAUUCAGGUGUACGUGUGUAACGAUGGGGAAGGUUAGGUAACAGCGACCAUCGUCCAUGUAACCUCCUGCGAUGUUCCUUCGGCCGGCCCAUUUUAGGACGUCAGGGAAAGUCCAGGUAGUUCGUGAAAGCAGGCCUGCAACCGCUGAUAUAGCCUGAAGGCGUUUGAGUCCACUUUUGAGGGUAUUAUUUCUAGGUCGUGAAUUUUUUUGGGUGCCAUCUCCCGAUUGUUACCGUUAGAAACUGGUGAGAUGGUUGCCAUAGUAAUGCUCUUAAUGGUGAUCUCACUGGGGAAAGGGAGAGUUAGUAGAGCUGGAGAUGGGAGAGUUGUUAGAUUGCAAGGUGUGCUGGUGUGUCAAUACGCCGGUGAAUCCCGCUGUUGUACCUACUCAUGCAGCCAGGAGGGUCUACGUGGUAAAUGAAUGCGCGUGCCAAUGAGGACAGUAGAGUCGAAUACAAACCAUGUAUAUCUGAGUCCCUGGUUCUGGUGUGCCGGUCGUAGCGCAAUAAAUUUGAAAGCGAUCAAACAGGCUGUUGCCUUCGCCAGGAGGUGCGAACGGGACGAGGAGAGGUUGGGAUUGAGUCCACAUUGCUGGCGAUGGGGCAGUGGUGUUGAGGGUAGUAACUGACGGGGCGUGGGAGCGUUCUCAUCGGUGCUGGGAGUUCACAGGGCGGUAAUCCGUACCACGGGUGUUAUGGCCGUGUGGGGGUAGACGACAGAGCAACAGAGGUGUGAUAAACGGUACCCUUGAUGGAUUAUGUUGUCAGAAGCGCGGUGGAAGUUGUCGCGGUCGGAACGAUAAGGGGCGUUAGAGCAGGCGAGGGAUAAAGCUGUCGGAUUUCAUUGGAUCCGGAGAUGAGUGACGAGGCCAAUAGGAGCGGAAAAUGCUCUUUCGCAGCAUAUGCAUUUUUAAAGGGGUGAGUGUUGACGUUAUGGUUCGGUGGCGCUUGAGACCUGAGAACCGCCACUUUGGCCUUGGUAGUGACGGCCCGGUUCGCUUCGUAAAUUGUUGUCCCAAUCUCCACUACAGUUCUGCAGGCUGUCUUUCCUGGGCGGGAUCAUCCUAGGUCUCCCUUCUGAUUUGCAGAUGCUUGCUAUAGUUUUUCAAGAUCAUCUUAUAGUUUCUUUCCUGCCCACCCCCUUGUCGACGAGACCCAUUUGCCACAUAACGGCAAACGAUUCGUCUAGGUAGGCGUUCGUCAUCCCUGCUCACGAGGCGACUGCUCCAACGCAGUUACAUUUACCUCAACAGGGCGUGCGUGCUGAAGAUUCCGGCUCCGUAAGCACUUAGGUUAGCAGCAGCUGAGAUGGAAUUGACUGGGUUUCCUGGCUUUCCUGUAGACACCCACUAGCAGUUCCUUACAUCCGGUUUCAGUUAAUGCCCGUGGCGAUUGUGUAGGGCGUCCUGCAGCCUAUUGAAGGCCUGGCUAGCCUUGGAGAUCCGUUGAACCACCACACUGUCGAUUUUUAUGCUGCUUGAAACCUAAAAAGCGAAUGUUAUUACUGUUUGGAGUUGGAUGCCGUUGCUCUUUGACGGCGAAAGUCACUGUACUCAUUAAUAGGCAAUAACGGGUGCAUGAUUAUUGCUCUAUCCCUGUUGCUAUUCGACCCUAGGUUAGCGCAUAGGGGGGGGGGAAGCGAGAAGAGGAAAGAACAGACGGAAAACAUUGCAUAAGCCACUCCUUAGCUCAAAAGGUAGCUCAACAAUCACAUCUACAUCCAUACCUAUGACCUUACCAUAUACCUUACCUUAAGUAGGUUAGUGGACUGAGCCCAUUUAUAAGCUAGUAGAUGUUAUCUGUAAGCUCUUGUCAGUGGCAGAACAUUCGUCGGCGAAGAGACAUUUGUGAUAAAUGACGCCUGCGCUCAUGUCCUCGGCGCCGACUUGCGUCGCGGCAAAAGCCCAAAGAGGACACUGGGGGGUCUUUUGGCUUUGCACGGCGGUAAUUUAUUGCCGCUGGCCGUUCUGCAGUCGCUAGUUUGGAUUUCAGGUCUGGAUCUCCAACCGGCCAAUAGGACAUCUUGGCAAACGUCAUUUAUAGUCGGAUUUGUGCACUCCGUCAUACAUCCGACGGGGUACAACAACAGAAACCAAAGAUGGCUCAGUGAGCAAAAUGGCUGGAUUUAUAAUCUUGCGCACAGUGACCGUGGUUUGGCGGUCAUUAAAAUCAGACAGUGUAAUUAAUGUACAAAGUGUUUUUUGCUACCAAUGCGCCCGCUUGUGGUAGCAGCUGCGUUGAUACCUUUGGCAUGCCUACGCGCCUGCCCAAACCAUUUCCGCAUGACACGAGCAAGAUAUUACACCACAUCCAUUAAAUGCAGAAAUUGUUCUCUACCACAAUCAAUAAUUCAUGCGUAGCGGCUCCUCCUACCCCACCUUACCUAGGGCAGUCAUAGUAAGUCCUUAGUUUAAAAAACGUAUUGGUCGAAUCUAGGGAAACCAACGUAUUUCAAAGUCACCUAUUUUAUCCCGAUCGUCACUGAGAACCAUGCGCGCAUUUUGUGAAGCAUAUUUACGCGUGAAUAUCAUUCCUUAUAGGAGAUGUGGUGAUGCAGCUGACGAAAUUUGCAAAACGAGGACAGCUUAAAUAGCCGCGAGGAAGAAUGUAGUAUUUCGAGUACACAGAUUGCGUAAGGUAGGGUGUAGGACUCCACAUAUCUAGCAACUCUGAUAUGCACACUAAGAUUCGGCAUGACUGCGAACACCAAUAUUCACUUUUUAAAAAUUAAUCAUCUUCUAUUUCUUAGAUUAUCGCACUUCCUUCGACAUCUGUCAGCAUACAAUAAAACGUUCGGCAGAAAUUUGCUUUUUCCGUUUUUAGCGUUUCGCUUGUUCUAUAUCCUGUGUCCCGCGUGUAAAACUCCUCUUUUACCAUUCAAAAUAUUGCAGGGUCCACAGAAUACAUCAACUUCGUAAGGUCUUACACCCUUUCCCUGCUGCAGUUUGCCUGCAGAACGUAGCUUUCGUCUUUUAUCGCCAACACUUUCUAAUUAAAAGAACGGAUAGACCACGUAAACUCCACUCUGAGGGCGUUGGCUGCGUUGAUAAGUGCACUAACUUUGACCAUCAAUAUGGAAAGCCGUCUGUUUCGACAAACCAUUAGACCGCGUUUGUAACCUCUGCCGAAAACAUUUAGCAGAGCUCUGUACAAACAUAUCGCUAACUGCAAACGAUUUGAUAAUGCAAAUAAACACCUAAAACGCUAACGCAGAGUAAACAGUCAAUUACGUUUAAUGUGACUCACAGUCUAAUUAGAAGCUUGAAAAUACAAGCAAAAAGGGCACAGAUGAUAGAUGGCAUCUCACGCGCUCCCAGAUUGAUCUUUUAAUUUUAUGCUUCAAAGUGUCUUGCCUCUCCAAAUAAAACAGAGUUCACAUAGGUUUUGAAUAUAAGAUCGUUGGUGCUAACAUAGUCAUAUUUGUCCUCCUAUAAGGGUUAGUUUACCCCAGAAGUAUGAGCUUUUAGACGAGAAUAGGAGUUCGCUAGAUGUUUUGACUAUAUGGUGGAAAAAACGGCGUUAAAGAUACAACGGGCAAUCCCGUCUUUUUACGGCAGAUUUCUAUCGCACAGCCGAUGCGCCUAUUAGUAAAUGAAAGCACUUAGCUUUGACGCAAAAAAAUUAUGCAUGCUUUGUCUCGUUGAAAAACGGUUUUUUCGUCGUGCUUGUUUGUUCACAGAAAGGGACAUUCUCUUAUACUCCGAGGGCAAGUCAACUAAAAUCACCUUCAUAAAAACAAAUACAUUCAACACAAACAAAUAUUAUCAAAUAGUUAGUAGGGUAACUUUCCAACUUAUGCGUUUCUUUACUCCAAAAAGCCUAAACUAACGAGAUGUUAUCUUUUAUUUUUCUAGAUCCAUACGUGAAGCUUUCACUAAUGUUGCAAGGACGAAGAAUAAAGAAAAAGAAGACAACCAUUAAAAAGUACACAUUGAACCCGUAUUACAAUGAGUCCUUCACUUUCGAUGUGCCUUUUGACCAUAUUCAGGUAAAACUCAUUUGAUUUUUUCUAAAUAGUUCUCUUGCUCAAAUACGCGACUCAACGAUAGACUUCCUUUGGUCUUUUUUGGGGAUUGUAGCAGAAAAACAGUCUGUGUCCGCAGUUUAAGGUGUAAGGAAGAAGGGUUUUUUGCGUGUACUGCGGCUCCUCACAAAACCGUACGAAAGCCGAAUAUCCGCUUGAUGUGUUCAGUAAGGCAUUACUCUCCUCAAAAAAUCAAUAUCAGUUCAAAUUAUGCGACAGCGUACUUUGGCAGUACAGCAGAUGUGAUAGAUCAGGAUAUGAAAGCAGAAGUUAUGGAAUGGUUUUUUUGACUUAAAAAUGAUACUAUGGUGGAGUUUUAUUAAUAGCAAUCAUGUAGCAUAGUUCAAUAUUUUCUCGUCUAUGUCCGGAAUGCCUCCUAUUAAAGGAGCGUCUUUUCGGUCACCUUUGCAAUAUGCAUUCCAAAGGAAUGAUUAAUUACGCAGUAUGGAUGUUUCGUGUUGAUGCUCGAUGUCUCUUUAAAUUUAAAAGUCAUUUUUAGGGAAACAUUGAGCCGAAAGAGGACACUAUGGUAUACCCGAAAUAUAUUUGGACUAUGCCUCACGAUAAUCAGUCGUACAACACGUUUUAACUGACGACAGAUCGAAAGCACAUUCCCAAAUAUCGGUUGUCGUUUUUGGUACAGCACACCAACUGUAAUUUUAGUCCUCUAACCGGCCCUAAGGAAUACUAGCACACCCAGCCUUAUAUGAAACUGUUACAGUUGCAAGUAUAGAUAACUAUGCUUUGAUAAAAUUGUUUACUUUGACCGGGUCUAAUUAAUUUUAAAAAAAUAUUGACUGAAUGAAAAACCAAUUUAUAGGAGACGCUUUUGAAUACCACACCUGUGGAUAGUAUUUUUAAACUUUUCUAUGCGCCAAGGUUUUACGUGGUAAUGGAAUUCAUACAUUCAAACUGUGAAAAGUCAGUUUGAUAAAAGUCUGUGGUAUAAACCACGUCGUAAAAGAGUGCACUAUUGUCAGGGAUAUUAUUUUGUCAAUGACAAUUUACUCGAUCGAAAUACGGUCAUCCUGUCUGCGUAAAGUCCUUUUCACCUAUUAAACUGCUUUCCACAUUAAAAUAUUUGUGAUGUUAUAGUUAUGUUAUGCUUUCGGCAGUGAUUUACGUUACAAUGAUUCGUGUUCGCUAGAUGCACUAAAUUGUCAUGCGCUCUUUGGCGACUAGAAAUCCAAACACUUAGCAUCCUUCUUCAGCUAAGUGAAGUUUAGUGUCCCUGCGUGUCUACGUCAUAGGGAGGCUAUGUCUGCAUGGGGGUCAUUACAUUAUGGCCCGGUGUUUUAUAGUCUCAUUGACUCUUUAGUUGUCAAUAUUGCCAGGCCAGACCUUCAAGUGCAACUGACAACUCUGUAAGCUACAUCUAACUUACACCGUUCAGUAUCUCAUUUAGAGCUAAAGGCAUUUUUAAUUAAUAUCCACAACUGCGGCUGUAAAACGCAUUGGGCUAGUAAAUACCGGCCGAGUUCUGACGUAGUGGUUCCAUAAACUUUCGAUGCCUUUCUUCCAACCAGCGUUAUCUUGUCCUGUUUUGGUUUAUGUUAGAAAAAGCAAAGAGAUAUCUCCUUUACCAAAGAGCAUUUGGACAGUCAAACAUAAAGUUGUUUUAUGCAUUUAACAUCCCCAAUCUGUUUACUGUAAGACAGUACGCAGAGGAUAGACAAAAAACGGAAAAAUUGGUCACUGGAUAUCCGCCUGUCACUGAUAAUUCCGGCUUGGCUUUGAAGGGGCAGUCGAGUGGAAUUCUGGCGGUGGAUUUUUAGCUCAUUUGCCCGUACAUGAUAACUUACGCGUGCAUACUAAUAAACAACAAAAAAACGGUACAGAAAGCAGGAUUGGCUUUCAGAUAAGACCAAUUGCCUGCACUAGCCGACGCCAUAAACCGGCGCGUUUUUUCCUGUAUUCGUGCCGGAAGGCAACACUAAUUCAUGUGCACAGUUUCCAUCACUGCGUAAAAUACAUGGACCAGUGACACGGUUGAAGGAUUGUUACAAUCGUCUACGUUAUGACCAAUUGAAUUUGGUUGCAAAAGUUACACAUCUCCGACAUUUUUGCAUCGGUUUGCGAGGCUAAUAUCGGUCACAAAAGAAAAAGUGGCAUCUUAGUCUAAGUUUGAGUUUACCGUAAGCAGUACACAUCAUUGGUGUUUGUGUACAACCGCUGAAUUAGCCUGAGCAGGAUUAGAUCUUCACAGCACCACCAAUGAUAAUACUUCAUUUUGCAGUCGGAUCCACAGAAUGACAGUUCAGGAGUUAACCAACGACUAACAGUCAGAUGAUCUCAGAUGAACUUAGACAAUCCAAAGAUCCCUCGGUGGUAAAGGAAUUCAAUGGAUUCCUCAAGUUUAACACCGGACUUGCGAAGGCACAGGUGACAAGCAAAUUCUUAUCAGGAUGUACUGAACAGGGUGAACAUCUCAAAUACUACUGACAAAACUUAUGAAGAAAUAAUACCGCCGCAACUUCAACUGCAUUUAAACGACAUGCAAAAGCCACAUUGAGACAGUUAAUGCCAGGAUUAAAGAAUUCUACCGGAACUUGUGUCAGAGAGCAGGGGUCUUUGACCGUCUUGAAAACUACGAGAGACUGGCAUUUAAAGACUAUGCAGAGGCAGUCAGAAUUAAAAGAAUAGAGACCAGGUGGACUAAGCUCCUACGAAGCGUCCAGUCAGUAAAUGCUCAGACCGUACUUCCGAACAAUCCGAAACGGUACGUACAUAAAUAUUCCUCAGAACGUCUUCAUAAAGCUCUCCUAGAAGUACUAGCUCUUAGCACUAAGUUUUGUAUUGCACGGUGGAUGUCGAAACAGUUAAAGCUGGAAAUCCAAUCUGAGAGUCUCUUUAGUCAGACCACAGAUCUAAAACUCAGCGCUCCUAAAGAAAUUGAUUGUCUCUGGUCAACUGUAGUUAACUGCUCCCAACAGUAUCUAAGGAAGGCUCCGAUAAGCGAAGGUUUCUUGACAAGGGCUCACAUCGAUAGCCUUAGGGAACUUUGCAAAAAUAAAGACAUUGUGCUAACCAGACCAGAUAAGGGUUCAGGAGUAGUACUGAUGGACAGAAAGGAUUAUGUGGCAAAACUAGAGGAAAUACUGUCGGUUUGUUUCAAAUCUUCAAAAUUCGAGAAAGAUAAGGAUCACACAGAGGCUGUCGAGGGCCAGUUGACGAAUAUUCUCAAACAUCUCUGCAAAGAAGGUCAUUUGUGUAAUAAAGAGUGUGAAUGACUGAGGCCGGUGGGCACGACAAUAUCAAGGAUGUACGGUGUUCCAAUAAUCCACAAACAGGGGAUGCCUCUACGUCCAACCUUGGAUAUGAGGAAUCCACCCUAUCACGCCGUUGGAAAAUGGUUAGUGGAUAGACUGAAUCCACUGCAAGGUCAUCUGUAUCCUUGAAGUCUGAACGACUCCUUUGGGUUCGUUGAAGCUAUAAAAAAUAUUAACGUUAGCGGACAGAGGAUGUUAUCACUGAAUGCAUUAUUGCUGUUUACCAACGUGCCUGCGUAAGAAACGAUAAAUUAUCUUUAUGAUGUUAUUCCUGAUACGAUCUACCCCAUAGACAUGCCAGCAAAUACGCUUAAAGAACUACUGACGCGUUGCUAACAAAAUGUGCAGUUUCCGUGCAAUGGUCAAUUAUACAGACAGAUAGAUGGCGUGGCAAUGGACUUACCUCUUGGAGCGUUCCUUGCAAAUGUUCGUAUGAGCAAAGUCGAAGAAACACGAUUGCAAGAUACCAUUCAUUGCCUCGUCUUCUACGGUUGGUACGUGAACGACAUCUUCUGUAUGACGGAUGGUACCACCGAUAUCGACGACCUUGUCGAAAAGUUCAACAAUGCGCACCCCCCGCUAGGAUUCACUGCUGAGCCUCAGGCAGAUAACGAAAUUGCGUUUCUCGAUGUCCUUCUACACAGGCAGGACGAUGGGUCUAUCCAGCGCACGGUGUUCCGAGAGAGAACCUGAACAGAACAAUACGUUAAUUUCCACAGUUUCGUUCCCCUCAACAUCAAACGAAAUCUAGUCCAGGGAUUGGCAGCUAGAGUGAGGCGCAUCUGCUCACCUGAAGCUAUUGAAACAGAGUUUCUGCAGCUGCGAAACACACUCCGCGAGAACGUAUACCCAGAUAGAUUUAUCCUUCGAAAUAUUAGGGAACGCAUUGCAAAGCUCACUGUUGCCACUGCAGAAAAGAAAGAUGUAUUCAUAAGACUGCCUUCUGUAGGGGACGCAGCGAGCGAACUAAUCAGACGGCGCUUAAGUACAUCUCUCACGACAGCAUUCCCCGCGGCGAAUUUACAUGUAUGUUUCAUAAACUCUCCCCUUCUACGUUUGGGAGGUAAAGAUAGACUACCGUUGGAGGCCACGUCAGUGUGCAUCUACUCACUCACCUGCUGCUGUGAAGCGGGAUACAUCGGCCGCACAACGAGACGCCUGAUAAAGAGGGUGCGUGAACAUAUGCCCGCCUGGCUAGACAGAGGUGUGACCCGAUCGAUUUCAAGUUCUAUUCUCGCAGAUUUAAUCGAUACGGAUCACCGAGUCGAUGCCAAGGAAGCAUUUCAGGUUGUCUAUCGAACACCAACAAGCUUCUCUAAAGGCCUACGCCAACGGAUACUAGCAACGGCCGAGGCUGUGUCUAUACGGCUAGCGAAUCCGGGGCUAUGUGGUCAGAAAACCAUGACACAAGCGCUCUCUCUGCCGUGGCCAACGCCAACCUCAUGUUAUGAUGGCAUGCCGCCUCAAAUCCCUGAUUGCGGUGAUGGGUACUCCGUGUACUCAAUACAAGAACAUCACUCAAAAACCCACUUACCUCCCUCCCCCAGCCCUAAGGACCAAAGGCCACCGACGUUGUCAUGCAGGCGGCGUGAAGAAGAUGAGUGUUAAUGACUCAUUGCCCCUGAGACACCUAUAAACACUGUUGACUUUGUACAUUUUCAUUCUUUCAUUCAACUGUAUCGGCCUGGCGAAGAAUUACCGAAAACACGCGUUUGCCAACUUGACUUUUUAAGAUCUAAGGUGAGUUGGGUUUUAAAGAAGGAGACACGAUCGCUGUGAGAAGGGCUUUAUUAGCCUGACGUUUCGCGUUCCUGCUCGAACCCAUCAUCAGAGACAACAGCAGACACGUAUCUGCUGUUGUCUCUGAUGAUGGAUUCGAGCAGGAAUCCAAAACGUCAGGCCAACAAAAAUCUUGUCCGAGUUAUCGUGUCUUCUUCUUCAAGACUACUUCCUAGGACCCGCCUCUUCACUUCUAUUGGCAAUGAGUUGCGUUUAUCUGCCAACCACGAACUACUUGGCUGCUGAGCCGUUGUCACUGUGGAUUCCUGCGAAGCAAGCUGCCCAUCUCACUUAGAGACUACGUUUUUGUGACUUCUUAUAGCUUAAAAUGUAUUUGUAACCUAAAUUUAGCACAAUACUAAACUGCAUAGUAGCAGAAUUGGCCGUCCGGCGAGUGGGAUUUGCAAAUAUACCUCAAUGAGUAAGGAUCUUGCUUUAUGAAAACUUAAAAUUAACACCGGCAGACCGCUAUCUGAUCAUCUGAAUGCUCUGCAGUCAGGAACGUGCACUCUUUCUAAGGACUUCAUGUUUGCAUAAGGAUUGUCAAUGCUAAAGAUUCUUUUCUCUGACCGUUCUCGCCUUGUUCUUUACAUCGAUUUUGGUAUUUACAAAGAACGAUUUAAAGUCCACCGCAUUGUUCCCACUUUCAGAAGGUCAGUCUAAUCGUGACCGUCGUGGAUUACGAUAGGAUAGGAACCUCGGAGCCAAUUGGACGAGUCGUUUUGGGUUGCAACGCAACCGGUGCCGCACUUCGCCAUUGGUCCGAUAUGCUAGCUAAUCCGCGCAGACCGAUAGCGCAGUGGCACACUCUGCAGGAGAUGCCAGAACGAAACUGA
Molecule: messenger RNA, 42325 nt
Organism: Spirometra erinaceieuropaei
Lineage: Eukaryota; Metazoa; Platyhelminthes; Cestoda; Diphyllobothriidea; Diphyllobothriidae
Source: the annotation of a GenBank genome assembly